AUGUCUGAUUUGCCUGAACCAGCAGUCUCUGCGGAGCUCAAAGCUUGGCUCUAUAACGCCAUUGCAGACUCCAUUCCCAAAGCCUUGGCAGCUUUCCAUGACCACUCAAAGUCUGCCCCUAGGGCUCCUGAUAAGCGCCUCUCAGACUCUGAAGAGUCAAAAGCUUCAGACCAUGACGAAUGUCCCCGCAAAUGCCCUUGGAAGGGCAAUAGUGCCAACGCCGGUAAAGGCAAGGCACCAGCAAAAGCACCUAAAUUAUCUCUUUCGGCUACUCGGGAUGAUACCCCCAAUUAUACCGUUAACCCAUUAGAGGGUUCAACCUCCAACCUGCAACUUCAGGUAGUGGACGAAUACUGUGCAGGGUAUUCGGACGAGGAUUUUACCUCCCAUGAACGCCACCAAAAUGAGUCCCAAACCUCUGAUCCUAACCAAAACAUAUCUGAGGAUAUUUUACUAUAUACCUCUGGCCGCCCCCUGUUCGACCCUAGGUAUAUCAAACACCCACGCUCUACCGAGUGGAGCCCCCCAGACCACAUAGCUAAGUACUGCAGGAUGUGGCUCCAUAAACCUUUGGAAAAAGAAGUGAGAGCUAAAUUAAGAGCAGAAUGCCCACGACCUAUUAUCCCAGACAAGGUGGCUGUUACUCCAGAAUUCGAUCCCUUACUCGUCACCUUCCUGUAUAAGACAGGAAAAGACCCCCGUAAGGGUUUGGAACAAGGCCUUAAGGCCACCCAGGAUAAGAUGAUGGAUAUGGCGGGGCCCACUUAUCCAGAUAUUUACUAUCACAGAUGAGGCUUUGGCAGGUGGCACUUUGGACGCACAUAUGGUGCGAGAAUGAGCACAGAGGGCAUUAUGCCUACUAGGCAACGCCAAUGUUGCCAUGUCAACUGAAAGACGGAAAGCCCAUUAUACAAAAUAGAUUCAAAGAUGGCCAAAUUAGGCACUAAAGAGCUUGAAAAAGCCUAUUUUUGGCGAAACGCAUUGUGUUUUUUAUGAUUUUGUUAAACUACAAGUAUUUUUAGACUACCUAUCUACCCGUGGUUAGUCCUCUUACUUUUAUUUGUUGCUGUUUUAUCCUGGCUGAUUUUUUUAUUAUUCUAAAGAUCCAGUACUACAAAAGAAAUCCUAGGUGGGGAUUAUUUCACUCACGCCUGGUUCAUAGAGCAGUGUGGCUGCUCUAUACACUGUAAGUACGUUUCAUUUUAUCUUUUACUUCUGUUUUAUCUACUGAGAACACUAUGGGCCCUCUUUUGUGAUUUUAUUUUUCAUAAGUCCUGCAUUGCAAAUAUCGCUAGAAGGAUAUCCUACAUGUGGGGAAUUUAAAUACCACUGUAUGCUGUUUUACUCAGAGCUGGUGAUAGCUCUCUCAAUUGUAAGUUGGCACUCUUAGGACCUCAGUGUUUGUUUGUAGUUGUAGGUGACAUACGUUAUUGCACCAUUGGGUUUUAUUUUAUAUGCUAAUGUGUAUCUGAGACGCUGCAAGAAGUAUUGAAGAAACACCUCCUAUUGUCCAGCUAUAUCCUACAUGUGGGGAGUUUCAAAUACCACUGUAUGCUGUUUUACCUAGAGCUGGGCAUAGCUCUGUAUAUUGUGAGUUGGCACUUCUCUAUUCCUAUUCCUUUUUGUACGUCCUUUUUUCUGUGUAUAUUAUCUCUCAUUGUUCUAUUUAGCGCACCCUGUAUUUGCUGUUUCCUGUUGAACUGAUCUGAGAGAACUGAACAAAUUCAUCAAAUGCAGACACUUCAAGAUGGAAGGCAUCCAUCUACUACAAGACCUCCUCUGCGAGGGAGAUUGGUUCUCCCGCUUCGACCUCAAAGAUGCAUACCUUACGGUACUCAUUACGCCAGAACACCGCACUUUCCUCCAAUUCAAUUGAGGCCAGACACUAUGGCAGUUCACCUGUCUCCCCUUCGGGCUGUGCUCCGCACCUUGGUGUUUCACCAAACUAAUGAAAUCGGUGAUGGUGCUACUCCGCUCACAAGGGAUUCGGUCCAUCACAUAGUUGGACGAUAUCCUCCUUAUGGCUCAAGACGAAGAGACUCUACGUCUCCAUACGGUUAUGACUUCGGCUCUCCUCCAGAAUUUGGGUUUCAUCAUCAACCUCCAAAAAUCAUGUUUAACUCCGUCUCAGACGGUACAGUUUCUGGGAUUUCAGAUAGAUUCGAUUGAGGCAGUCCUACAACUCCUUGCUAUGAAGAUCAAAACCAUAGAAAGGACAUCUGGAGAUUGCUGGCCUUACCACAUCUCCGACUCAGGGAUUUAGCCCGCACAAUAGGAUUACUCUCCGCCUCAAUCCAGGAAAUAUUUCCAGCCCCACUACACUAUCAGGCAAUGCAACGUUUGAAAACACGCUACUUGCAUCGCUCAACAUCUUACGACCAACAGAUUUUUUUCACAGACGAAGUCCAAUUGGAUCUCCAUUGGUGGCUUCAACAUAUGAAAGCCUGGAACGGAAGGGCUAUCUUCGGCCGGUAACCCGAUUUCAUUCUGGAAUCAGAUGCCAGUCUCCUUGGAUGGGGUGCUACCUGCUUGUAACGUUCUACCGGAAGACUCUGGUCCCCAUAAGAACAGGCUCUACACAUCAAUUGCCUCAAACUAAUUGCUGGUUCUUUCGCAAUUCGCAGUUUUGCCAACGAAGCCUACAACUGCAGCCUUAUCCUGAGGAUGGACAAUAUCUCAGCAGUACGAUACAUGAACCGCCUAGGUGGCUCCCGAUCAAAGAUGCUAUCAGAUCUGAUGAAGGAAUUGAACCAAUUCUGCCUGGACAGGAAUAUCUCCCUUCGUGCAGAAUAUCUCCCAGGCUCCGACAAUCUCGUCGCAGAUUGGUUUUCCCGUCACUGGAGGGAUUCCAGCGACUGGCAACUGGACCCACAAAUUUUCCACCAUCUACAGGUUCUGAGAGGGCCACUCAACCUGGACCUGUUUGCAUCUCGCCUGAACCGUCAGACGGACGCAUUCUUCAGCUGGCUUCCAGACCCAGCGUGCCUGGCAGUGGAUGCCUUCCUCCAACCGUGGCCAACAUCCGGAGCAUAUGCCUUUCCCCCGUUCUACAUGAACACACGCACGAUACAAUGCCUCAGAACACAGGGCGUCACGAUAACACUGGUGACCCCACUGUGGCGAACCCAACCAUGGUUCCCCUACCUCCUGGAGGUGUCAGUGGACUACCCCCUACCCACCUCCUACGACCUCCUCAGGGAUCCUUUGAUUGGUGGCCUGGACCAUUUCAGGAGAUCCUGGAACCUCUCUGGCCUUUCAACUGCUGCUCGAGGACUCCUAUGGGACAAGACGGUCUUAUCUCUCAGCGUGGCAACGUUACUAUAUACCUCUGGCCGCCCCCUGUUCGACCCUAGGUAUAUCAAACACCCACGCUCUACCGAGUGGAGCCCCCCAGACCACAUAGCUAAGUACUGCAGGAUGUGGCUCCAUAAACCUUUGGAAAAAGAAGUGAGAGCUAAAUUAAGAGCAGAAUGCCCAUGACCUAUUAUCCCAGACAAGGUGGCUGUUACUCCAGAAUUCGAUCCCUUACUCGUCACCUUCCUGUAUAAGACAGGAAAAGACCCCCGUAAGGGUUUGGAACAAGGCCUUAAGGCCACCCAGGAUAAGAUGAUGGAUAUGGCGGGGCCCACUUAUCCAGAUAUUCACUAUCACAGAUGAGGCUUUGGCAGGUGGCACUUUGGACGCACAUAUGGUGCGAGAAUGAGCACAGAGGGCAUUAUGCCUACUAGGCAACGCCAAUGUUGCCAUGUCAACUGAAAGACGGAAAGCCCAUUAUACAAAAUAGAUUCAAAGAUGGCCAAAUUAGGCACUAAAGAGCUUGAAAAAGCCUAUUUUUGGCGAAACGCAUUGUGUUUUUUAUGAUUUUGUUAAACUACAAGUAUUUUUAGACUACCUAUCUACCCGUGGUUAGUCCUCUUACUUUUAUUUGUUGCUGUUUUAUCCUGGCUGAUUUUUUUAUUAUUCUAAAGAUCCAGUACUACAAAAGAAAUCCUAGGUGGGGAUUAUUUCACUCACGCCUGGUUCAUAGAGCAGUGUGGCUGCUCUAUACACUGUAAGUACGUUUCAUUUUAUCUUUUACUUCUGUUUGGACAGGAACGUCGAUCCCUUUUCAACCUCUUUGAUUAACAUCAUGAACUUUCUGGCAUCACUCUUUGAGCAGGGUAAGUCUUAUAGGUUGAUUAAUGUUUUUCGUUCCGCCAUUUCGGCAGCUCAUAGCCCUGUUGACAACUCCGCGGUUGGCAAACAUCCCUCCAUAUGCAGACUCUUGCGGGGCAUUCGCCUCGCGAGACCCCCGGCUCCGAAAUAUAAUCAAUUUUGGGAUGUUGCUAUUGUGCUAUCCUUCUUAUAGGCUUGGCCCUCUAAUGAAGAGCUCUCUCUCCGACAACUGUCGGCCAAACUGGCACUGCUGCUCUGUUUGGUAUCCUUUAGAAGAGUUUCAGACAUCAGAGCAUUUGACGUCCAUGCCGUUGACUUUACCCCUGAGGGAGUACAAUUCUCAAUUACCCGACGCACUAAAACCAAUUCCUUUACGGUGAAAUACCCUUACUUCCACGAUAAACCCACGCUUUGUGUAGCUAGUUGCGUCCAAGACUACAUCCUUUGCACUAAUGCCCUAAGAACACAAACAGGCCCCCUACUGGUGUCCUACGUUCGCCCUCACAAACCAGUGUCAUGUACCACGAUUGCUCGUUGGAUCAAGUUGCUACUGGCCCUAACAGGCAUCGACCCAUGUUUUGGUGCUCAUUCCGUGAGAGGUGCAGCCGCCUCUUCUGCUUUUACGUCUGGGAGCUCUCUAGCGGAGAUCCUAGCCUCCGCAGAUUGGUCCAGAGAAUCCACCUUCAGAACCUUCUAUUUCAUACAAUCUUCUCAUGUAUCUAGUUCCAUCUUAUCAUCGCUUUAAAACUGCAAAUAUGAAGCCUCAUGUCUUGCCAUAAAAUUCGGGAUUACUCUAACCUUGACCGAAUAAUCUAAAUUUUAUUAAAGACAGGAGGCAAAUAUUUACUAAACCCAUAUAUUUUCGUAAUCUAAGUUUUCAGCUUACUCUUUACAACUGCAUUUACAGAUACUAUCAGCUUUAACUCAUAACAUAAGAUUUGUCAGAGUAUUUGGUGUACACUUUGGUUGGAAAAAUAUCAUUUAAAGUAAUUAAGUGUUGUUUCUCUUACCCAAGAGACCAUACUUUCACGACCUCUCUCUCUCUCUUUUUCCUAGUGUGAAAACUCUUCACUAUCUUCGCAAAGAAUUACCUACGUUUUCCCCACAUCGUUUACAUGGUUGACUUAGUUUUGAACUAUUUGUUGUUCUACCGUUUAUGUUUACAUGGUUGACUCUACGGCUGUCAGGUGCAUCAAGAAAGAGGAGUUGGGAGGAGCAUGAUGACUGGACAUACUCUAUUAUACACUCUGAUUGGUUAAAUUUUUUUUUUGUUAUUCACUCUCUUCAUAUUUAUUAUGAUAUCUCACAUAUGCAGAAUAUUUACUCUCUUGUUUGAUUUAUGAUUUGUACUCUUGUGAUGGAUAGAAAUAAAUGUAGGUAAAAUGUCUAUUUGUUAUAUGCACCCGUGCUCAUUCCUUACUCAAAAUGGCCGCUAAAACACACCCUCCCAUCGACCAAUACACUUGUGUAACAAGAUGGCGUCUCAUAUAGAAACAUAGAAUGUGACGGCAGAUAAGAACCAUUCGGCCCAUCUAGUCUGCCCAAUUUUCUAAAUACUUUCAUUAGUCUCUGGCCUUAUCUUAUAGUUAGGAUAGCCUUAUGCCUAUCCCACGCAUGCUUAAACUCCUUUACUGUGUUAACCUCUACCACUUCAGCUGGAAGGCUAUUCCAUGCAUCCACUACCCUCUCAGUAAAGUAAUACUUCCUGAUAUUAUUUUUAAACCUUUGUCCCUCUAAUUUAAGACUUUGCCCUCUUGUUGUGGUAGUUUUUCUUCUUUUAAAUAUAGUCUCCUCCUUUACUGUGAGUCUCCAUCCAGAGCUGCACCCAAUAUGAUGAUGACAUCAACACCCUGGAGGAAGUACAUCUAGAUUAAACACUUAACACUUAACCAAUUAAAAGUUUAUAUUUCAUAUUUGCACACAAUGCAUCCCUUUGCCCUUUUUAAGGGGCUACACCCACCCCCUGAAUAAACAAUUGAAAGUUUUCAUUCAUCUGAACUUUGGUGUCAGUGUGGUUUCUUCAGCGUGCACGCAUCUCAUUUUCAAAAUCUGGACAGAAACUUGGUCUGGUCCAAAACAAUUUGGCGCCCAACGUGGGAAAGAACUUGGCCCUAUGGCCAAGUUAUGGAGCACUGAGGGCCAGACACAGCUCUCUGAAAAGGGUAUCACCAAACAAACCCUGAAUUGGAGUGUAAAUGGCUUUCCCCAAUUCCACACAGAAGAUGCAUUUACUGAAGCCCCUCCUACAGGCCAAGACUUGGACACACCCCAUGAUUGCUUUGAGCAAAUGAAGAUGGAGACGACACACCUCCCAACUGUACAUGAUGCUGCCUUACAGGAGCCUGACAUCACUCUGUUUGUAGAUGGCUCCAGAUAUGCUGAUGAAGAAGGCAGAUCCAUACUGGAUUUGCAGUCACCAAGCAUCCUCACUCCCCUCAACCAUGUCUGCACUAGAAGCUGAGCUACAGGCCCUCACCACAGCAGGCAAGAUCUCUGAAGGAAAACGCGCCAAUAUCUACACUGAUUCAAAAUAUGCACUAGGCAUGGCCCAUGACUUCGGAGUAAUCUGGAAGACAAGAGGAUUUCUCACAGCAACUGGCACACCGGUGAAAAACAGCACGGCUAUCAUGGAUCUGAUGGAUGCCCUAUUCCUCCCUGAAGAAGGGGCCAUACUAAAGGUAAAAGCUCAUGGGAAACUGAACUCGGAUGAAGCACGAGGCAACCAUCUAGCUGAUCAAGCCGCCAAACAAGCCGCGUGUGCGCCGUGGAAAGCGGACAGAAGAGUGUCCACCAGAGAAACCCCCAUAUUCACCAUGCAGACCCUGCCAACGGAUCUUAAGCUCUUUAAAAAACUGCAAGCAGCUGCUGACACCAAAGAAAUAAAGAGCUGGAAACAGAAAGGGGCAACCCUUAAAGACGGGUUGUACUCCAAUCACCUCAAGUUCUGCUUACCCAAGUGUAUGUACCCAGCAGUGGUCCAGUGGGCACAUGGGACGUCACAUCUGUCCAAGACCCUCAUGAACUCCCUGAUCAACAAGUACUACGAAGCACCAGGAAUUACUCCCUUAACCCCUUAAGGACACAUGACAUGUGUGACAUGUCAUGAUUCCCUUUUAUUCCAGAAGUUUGGUCCUUAAGGGGUUAACAAACAGCUACUGCAGGUCCUGAACCAUCUGUGCCAAAUGUAACUCAGGCAGGAUGGAGAAAGCCCCACAGAAGCAUCUAGCCAAACCCCUCUAUCCCUUCCAAAGAAUCCAGAUUGACCAGAUUCAAAUGCCAAAGAGUGGCCGGUUUGAGUAUGCACUAGUCAUAGUAGACAUGUUCUCACGAUGGCCAGAGGCCUACCCGGCCACCAAUAUAACAGCCAAGACUACGGUCAAAUGCCUGCUCACCGAAGUGAUAUGCAGAUAUGGGGUCCUCGAGGUAAUAGAAAGUGAUCAGGGACCAGCCUUCACUGCAUUGGUAACCAAAGAAAUCUGGGCAGCACUAGGGGUGACCCUUGCAUUCCACACACCCUAUCACCCCCAGAGUAGAGGUAAGCUAGAACGCAUGAAUGGCACCCUAAAGGCUAGAGAGCCUCCCCAUUGCUCUGUUUAGUGUAAGAUACACACUGAGAGGGAGGUUUGCUUUGUCCCCCUAUGAGAUCCUGUUCGGAUCAGCACCCAGACUUGUAUGCUAUUUCCCUCAACAACUCCAACUCCACUCUGAUGUAUUGGUUGAUUAUGUAAUUGCCCUCUCUCGUGCGUUGAGCAAAAUCCAUGCACAGGUGUUUUCUUCCACUCCAGAUCCCGAGUCAGAUACAGGUACCCAUCGAUUGCUUCCUGGUGAUUGGGUCCUGGUUAAGAAAUUCGUGAGGAAACACUCUCUCGAUCCAAGAUAUGAUGGUCCCUUCCAAGUCCUCCUAGUCACAGCCACUUCUGUCAAAUUGACAGGGAAGAGCACCUCAGGACAGGAAUUACACGCCUCCCAUUGCAAGGUUCCGGUCCCAGAGGAGAUGGACUGUCCAAAGCCAUGAUCGUCCUGUAUAUCCUUUCACUACUAGGCCAACAAGUAGCCAUCACUAAAGAUAAUAAUAUAUACAACUCAUCCAACACACAUGUGGCCACCUUUGCGUUUGACUAUUGCGAGAUUGUUAGUUGUCCAUUCCCACAAUCAUGGUUACAUAAAUUAUAUAGGGAUAUUCCUUGCACUAAAGACCCAUAUAUAUGUUUUACAGACAAUCAUUGGGGAGAAAACUGUGGUUACUGGAGGGCGGUGGGCUGGAACGCAGGACCGGAUUGGGGCUACAAGCCGCAGAGUGCCUUAGAUAGGAAAGACAAAAAUGGGGAGUCCUUAUUAAACAGAAUAACUCUAUGAAAACCGGGAGGGGGAGCGAAUGAAACUCACCCUAAACAUAGAAAAUCCUAGUCCCGGCGACGCUGGCCUGUUUAUACUAGGGAUGUGGUGGGGGGGAUAGACGGGGAAGAUUCUACCGCCCCAAAAUAGACAGGAAAGAUUCUACCUUCAAGAUAUGUACCAAUCACUCGAGUGGGCAGCUUCCCAGCAUCUGACCAAUCCUCUUAAACCUCACAUUCUGUCAGGUAUAGCAUGGCAUGUAUUUCGUCGCCGGAACCCACUUCCGGGUUCACGGCGCUCAGCCCCGCCCCUUUUUUCUGACGCGGUCCCUCCACGAUACUUAGGAAGACCGCGCCAGAUUCAAAGGGCUGGAUUAUUCGCACAGGUGCUGCAGAAAGAUCAGCUGCUCUACUUUUGAUCCUACCUGCUCCACUUCUAGACCUCGGCUAGUAAAACGGAUUUCUACCUUCUCCACUUCUCGACCUCGGCUUGUAAACGGAUUUCUACCUUCUCCACUCCUAGACCUCGGCUUGUAACACUGAAUUCUACCUUCUCCACUCCCAGACCUCGGCUUGUUAAAACGGACUUCCCCACUCUCCACUCCUAGUUCUCAGCUUGUUGAAACGGACUUCUAAUUUCUCCUUCAUUGGGUGAAGUAACCCUUCCAGUGCCAGAACUGCCUUUUAGUUAAGUAAUACUUUUACCAAACAAGCCAAUUUCUAUUAUUUAUGUUACACAGUAUCUAAAGCUCACUAAAGUGUCACUUUGCCUAAUUAUUCCUCUUAUUCAUAAUGGAUUGCUACAAAGCCUAAUUUUUCCUUCAUGUGUAUUUAAAGGUACAGUGACCAUUGUUUCAUAUCAAUAUAAAAGGAGGUGAAACUUAUUGUUGCUGCAAUCAGGAAAUUCUGCAGUUGAGUUCCAAUUAAAGAAGUAUUACAAAAUAAGUAUUACAGAAUAAUCCAGCCAUAUUCAAUGGAACCAGCAGAUAUCAACUUUCAAGUUUCUGCCCUAACCAAUAGAGUGGAUACGAUUGCUCAAGGGUUACAGGAACUGCAAAUUACAAAUGAGAGAAUAUUAACCUAUGUUAGAGACAUUCAAGGUCAUCUUCCUCAUGCCGCUCUUCAAUCGGCUGGUGAUCCUGCUGUCUGUAAUCCAGAAAAAUUUUAUGGAGAUAGAACAAAGUACAGAGAGUUUUUGAAUUCUUGCAAACUACUAAUAGCUUUAAAACCUAGAUCUUAUCCCACCGAAAGAUCCAAAGUCUGUUCAGUGAUCUCUUUUUUAAGAGGUGAACCUAUGGCCUGGGCCCAUUCCUUUUUGGAAAAUGAUGAUUCCAUAUUAGAUUCAUUGGAUGAAUUCUUUGAAGCUAUGUCUUUAUUAUAUGAAGAUCCUUUUAAACAAACUACUGCUGAUUUAACCAUCAGAACAUUACACCAAAAGAAUAGACCUGUUGAAGAUUAUAUUGCAGAAUUCAAAAGAUGGGCUACAGAAACCCAAUGGAAUGACAUUACUUUACGCAAUCAAUUCCGUCUCGGAUUAUCUGAAGCUGUGAAAGAUGAACUCUCUCGUACAGAACUUCCUCCUACCUUAAAUGCAUUGAUUCAACUGUCCAUAAGUAUUGAUAGACGUCUAAGAGAAAGAAAAGCUGAACGGGUUCUUACUAAUUCUACCUGGAGAAAACCUUUCACUACUCUAAAACUACCUGAAAAAAUUCCUCCACAAACUGAACCUAUGGAAGUAGGUAUAAUAAAAAGUCCUCUUACUUCUGAAGAAAGAAUAAGAAGGAGACAACUAAACUUAUGUAUGUAUUGUGCUUCGAAUGAACAUCUAAUUUCCGAAUGUCCUCUACUGAAACAUUCAAAAGGUGGUAAGCUUCAUUCAUCUACCUCUAUAUUGAACGUUUUUCAAAAAAGAAAAGCAUCUACUUAUUUUUCUAUAUCUCUCAUAUUACAGUGGGAUACAAAAAGAAUCGUGACUGAGGCCAUCAUUGAUUCUGGUGCUAAUGGAACUUUUCUUGAUUUUUCUUUUGUUUCAAAAAAUAAAAUUCCUUGUGUUCAAAAAACUAACUUUAUUCCAAUCAGAGUUAUUGACGGUUCAUUUAUAUCCUCAGGACCCAUCAAAGAUGAGACAAUCCCUCUAAGAAUGAUUACCAACAAUGUACAUUUCGAAUUCAUUACAUUUGAUAUUAUUAAAUCUCCACUUUAUCCCGUCAUUCUAGGAAUUAAUUGGUUAAAAACCCAUGAUCCUUUAAUUAAGUGGUCUCCCUUCUCCAUCUCCUUUGCUUCUGAUUUCUGUAAAAAAACGUGCUUACAAAACAUUCCUAUUCUCCAAACUACUAAAGAACCAGUUAUACCUCCAUUCUACUCCGAUUUUGCAGAUGUCUUUUGUAAAAAAGAAGCGGAAACACUUCCUCCUCAUCGGGUAUAUGAUUGCCCAAUAGAUCUCAUACCCGGAGCUCCUAUUCCUUAUGGUCAUAUUUAUCCACUCUCUGAAAAGGAGUUAGAAAUUUUAAAAGAAUAUCUUAAUGAAAAUUUACGCAAAGGGUUCAUCAGACCCUCGACCUCCCCAGCUGCUUCUAGUAUUUUCUUUGUGAAGAAUAAAGACCAAACCAUCCGUCCUAUUAUAGAUUACAGAGCCUUAAAUAAAAUAACUAUUAAAAAUCGUUAUCCUCUUCCACUAAUAAAUGAAUUAAUUGAAAGGUUAAGAACUGCAACUAUAUUCACUAAACUCGACCUUCGAGGCGCAUAUAACCUCAUUAGAAUAAAACAGGAUGAUGAAUGGAAAACCGCCUUCCGGACAAGAUAUGGUCUCUACGAAUAUCUAGUGAUGCCUUUUGGGCUCUGUAAUGCCCCUGCAACAUUUCAACAUUUUAUAAAUGAUAUCUUUAGAGAUCUUCUGGAUAUAUGUGUUAUUAUCUACUUAGAUGAUAUCUUAAUAUAUUCUAACAAUUUGGAUGAACAUAGGAAGCAUGUUAGAUGGGUUCUAUCUAGACUGAGAACUCAUAAAUUAUACGCUAAACCAGAAAAAUGCCUCUUUGAGGUUACUGAAUUCUCUUUUCUAGGAUACAUUAUUUCACCUCAUUCUUUGAAGAUGGAUAAUUCCAAAAUCAAAUGUAUUAUUAACUGGCCCUGCUCCUACUACUACAAAAGAAUUACAACGUUUUCUUGGAUUUGCAAACUUCUAUAGAAAAUUUAUUAGAAACUAUUCGGAUGUAUCACAUCCUCUUAACCUCCUCAACAGUAGUAAACGUCCUUUCAAUUGGAAUAAAGAUGCACAAACAGCCUUCGACGAAUUAAAAAAAAGAUUUACAACUGCACCUAUUCUACAACUACCUAAUCCAACAUUCUUAUAUGUUCUUGAAGUUGAUGCAUCAGAAGCAGCCAUCGGAGCAGUUCUUUCUCAACAAAAGACUCCACAAGAUCCACUUCAUCCAGUUGCCUUUUUUUCAAGAUCCUUGAGCUCUGCUGAAAAAAAUUAUCCUAUUGGUGAAAAAGAAUUAUUAAGUGUUAAAGCUGCCUUCAAAAAUUGGCGUCAUCUUCUGGAAGAUACAAAACAACCUAUAAUAGUUUAUACUGACCAUAAAAAUCUUGAAUAUCUCUAUACUAACAAAACCCUUACAGCUAGACAAGUUAGAUGGAACCUAUUUUUUUACCGAUUUAACUUCCAAUUAAUAUACAGACCUGGAACUAGAAAUAAAAAGGCUGACGCUCUUUCUCUAAUUCCUUCUAAAACUACUACUGAUGAUUAUCCUCCUAACAAAAUAAUAGGGAUCCUCUCUUCUCUUCAUGAUGACAUAAAGAAUUUGAAUCAGAAGGAUCUUGAACUUCCCAAAACACCUAUACUAACAAAAAAGGAUGGUAUAUUUUAUUUUAAAAAUAGAAUUUAUAUUCCUCCCAUUCUUAGGAAUAAAUUACUUAAGAUGGUUCAUGAUUCACCCCUAGCUGGACAUCCUGGAAUAAAGAAAACACUUGAACUAACUUCACGAUAUUAUUGGUGGCCUCGCCAGGAUAGAACCAUUGAAUUAUAUGUCAAAACAUGUCCUAUCUGUCAAAGGUCUAAACCAGAACAUAAUCAACCUUUUGGAUUACUACUUAACUUACCUAUUCCAGAAAAACCUUGGCAAUCCAUUUCUAUGGAUUUUAUCGUUGAUCUCCCACCUUCUCAACAUUUCACCACUAUUCUUGUCGUUGUGGAUCGCUUCACAAAAAUGUCCCAUUUCAUUUCCUUAAAAAAAUUACCCUCCUCUGUAGAAUUGUCUAAGGUCUUUAUUGACAAUAUUGUGAAACUUCAUGGUCUUCCUGAAGAAAUUAUUUCUGAUAGGGGGACACAAUUUACCUCCAAAUUCUGGAAAGAGAUGUGUCUCUCCCUUCAAAUUCAACGCAAACUCUCUUCCGCUUAUCAUCCCCAAACUAAUGGGCAAACAGAAAGGGUUAAUCAAUGUUUGGAACAAUAUCUUCGAUGUUAUUGUUCAUACCUCCAAGAUGACUGGACCACAUGGUUACCUAUGGCCGAAUUUUCUUACAAUAAUACCAUUCAUUCUAGUACGAAAAUGACUCCUUUCUUCUCCAACUAUGGUUUUCAUCCGUCUUCAUUCCCCAUCCAAACCAUUACUUCAUCCAAUCCUACUGUUACAUCAAAAAACGAAUUUAUGUCUUCUCUAUUUCUCAAAUUACGGGAGAAUCUUCAACUCGCCCAAAAUAACCAGAAAAAGUUUUUUGACAAUAAUAGAAGAAUUCCCCCUCCUUACAAGGUAGGGGAUCUUGUCUGGCUCUCUUCAAGGAAUAUUACCACAAGCCGUCCUUCAAAGAAAUUGAGCUCUCUUUUUCUUGGUCCCUUUCCAGUACUUACUAUCAUUAAUGAUAACGUUGUUAAACUAAAACUUCCUCCAAGUUUUAAACUUCAUCCAGUAUUCCAUGUCUCCUUGCUUAAACCACACAUCCCUGAUCCUUUUUAUAGAGAAAUAGUAACAACUCCUGAACCUAUCAUUGUCCAAGGUGAAGAAGAAUAUGAAAUUCACAAAAUUUUGGAUUCUCGUGUCCACCGUGGCUCCUUACAAUACCUUAUCAGAUGGAAAGGUUAUGGAGUUGAUGAAGACACUUGGGAAGAUUCAUCUAAUGUACAUGCUAGGAGGUUAGUUACUGCCUUUCACAAACGCUACCCCUCCAAACCGAAAUAGUGCACCCAGAGGAUGCCCCAUGAGAAGGGGGUACUGUCAGGUAUAGCAUGGCAUGUAUUUCGUCGCCGGAACCCACUUCCGGGUUCACGGCGCUCAGCCCCGCCCUUUUUUCUGACGCGGUCCCUCCACGAUACUUAGGAAGACCGCGCCAGAUUCAAAGGGCUGGAUUAUUCGCACAGGUGCUGCAGAAGAUCAGCUGCUCUACUUUUGAUCCUACCUGCUCCACUUCUAGACCUCGGCUAGUAAAACGGAUUUCUACCUUCUCCACUUCUCGACCUCGGCUUGUAAACGGAUUUCUACCUUCUCCACUCCUAGACCUCGGCUUGUAACACUGAAUUCUACCUUCUCCACUCCCAGACCUCGGCUUGUUAAAACGGACUUCCCCACUCUCCACUCCUAGUUCUCAGCUUGUUGAAACGGACUUCUAAUUUCUCCUUCAUUGGGUGAAGUAACCCUUCCAGUGCCAGAACUGCCUUUUAGUUAAGUAAUACUUUUACCAAACAAGCCAAUUUCUAUUAUUUAUGUUACACAGUAUCUAAAGCUCACUAAAGUGUCACUUUGCCUAAUUAUUCCUCUUAUUCAUAAUGGAUUGCUACAAAGCCUAAUUUUUCCUUCAUGUGUAUUUAAAGGUACAGUGACCAUUGUUUCAUAUCAAUAUAAAAGGAGGUGAAACUUAUUGUUGCUGCAAUCAGGAAAUUCUGCAGUUGAGUUCCAAUUAAAGAAGUAUUACAAAAUAAGUAUUACACAUUCGGACCUUCAAGGACGUGGUGCCAUAGGAGACCCCACAUUUGAAGACACUAUAGCUACAGAGACAGGGUUCUUCAAUACUAACCUAUGGCUAGAAUGGAUGAGAUAUACUGCUAACAAACAUAAUAAAACUAACUGUUAUGUAUGUGGAGGAGCCAGACCCCACCUAGGUACCGUACCCCUAACCCUACCCCCCGGACGCAGAAGUGUGUUUCCUGAGUCUCUUCACCAACACCGGGACUAAUCAGUCAGUGUGUGAAUCAUGGAAAAGGGAAUAUCCGAUUAUAACUAAGACCCCCAAACCAAAUGACGGUAUCACCAUGUAUCCAGGGAACUAUACGUGCUACGUUAUAUACGGAGGAAAAGGCAGGUAUAUGGGAAAUUUCACCAGUGGGUAUUGUGCCACCUAUAGCAAAGUUUCAGCUGCCUUGCUACUGUAUCAGACUCAAUCCCUAGGAGAUAUAUAUUGGUUAUGUGGGGACAUGAAGAUUAGGACGAGAUUGGAAGGCCAAUGGUGGGGGGGAUGCACCUUAGCCAAGGUUAUUAUGCCUCUACACAUUAUAUCCGACAGUUCCCAGGAAACACUUGGUAAAUCGCCCUCACUCAUUAGGAAAAGGAGGAAUGCCCCUAUAAAAGGCAGUUUCGACCCUCAUGUAUAUAUAGAUGCCAUUGGCAUGCCAAGGAGGGUGCCAGAUGAAUUCAACGCAAGGGAUGAAGUUGCAGCAGGUUUUGAAUCCCUUUUUCUGACCAUCACUGCCAAUAAGAACGUGAAUUGUAUUAAUUACAUAUAUUAUAACCAACAACCAACCAACUAUACAAGAGAUGCUCUCCAAGGGAUAGCUGAACAACUACAGGCCACAUCCCAGAUGACCUUCCAGAAUAGGAUGGCCCUAGACAUGAUCCUAGCAGAAAAAGGAGGAGUGUGUAAAAUGCUCCCGGACACUAGCACAUGUUGUACCUUCAUUCCAGAUAACACAGGCCCAAAUGGGAAAGUGACCUGGGCUAUAGAAAAAUUAGAGGACCUGGCAGAAGAGUUGGAAAGAAACCCUGGGAUCACUGACCCGUGGGAUAUAUGGUUCGGGUGGAUGAGUGGCUGGCAGAAAACUCUGGCCCAAAUAGGUAUAGCCGUCCUAGUAAUUUUAAUUAUCCUUGCCACUAUUGGUAUAAAAAAGUGUUUUCAAAAAUCAGUAGCUCAGGCCACACCAGCUUUCGUUCAUCAAGAAAUAGAUGAGGAAGAUUUUGAGAAUUUGCAAUCCCUCCCCGCCAGUUACAGGGCUACAGUAUUUUAGGGACAAGCAGGGACAGCAUCUGACUUCCCUAUGUGCACAGUCUGUAACAAGGAGGGUGAUGGACAAGCCAUCACUCGUCUAACGUGUAGCAAGAAAAGAGUUCCUAGACACAUUGGGACAGAUGGUAGAGACAGAUGUAUAUAGUCAUUUUAAGGGGGGACUGUGAUGGAUAGAAAUAAAUGUAGGUAAAAUGUAUAUUUGAUAUAUGCACCUGUGCUCAUUCCAUACUCAAAAUGGGUGCUAGAACACCCCCUCCGAUCGACCAAAACACUUGUGUAACAAGAUGGCGUCUCCAUCCAGAGCUACACCAAAGAUGAUGAUGACAUCAACACCCUGGAGGAAGUACAUCAAGAUUAAACACUUAACCAAUUAAAAGUUUACAUUUCAUAUUUGCACACGAUGCAUUCCUUUGACCUUUUUAAGGGGCUACACUCGCCCCCUGAAUAAACAAUUGGAAGUUUUGCAUUCAUCUGAACUUUGGUGCCAGUGUGAUUUCUUCAGUGUGCACGCAUCUCAUUUUCUAAAUCUGGACGGGGCAGAUACUCAGGCAGACACUUGGUCUGGUCCAAAACACUCUAUCUAUCUCACCCCUAUUUAUAUAUUUAUAGUGAGCAUGUACUAUACAUCCUCUUUUAAAUUAACUUAGACUUAGAUCUCCUAGUACGUGUAGGACUCUGCACCUAUUAAUAUUUAUUCAUUUCUCUAAGCCUAUAUGGGGGCUUUUUUAUACUAGUUGAGGACAUCCACCUACCACUCACAACCGAACAGGGUUUAACCCCAUUAGUACCUGUUGAUUUCAUUUUUUCCACUCACUAGGGCCAGAGUAUUCUGUCCAUUUACAAUAUAUCACUGAUCUGCCCGACAGCAAAGUAAACAUCUCAAUCUGGAGCAUAUAAGUUCAAUAAAAAAAAAAAAAGAAGCCACUAACUGGGGUGGGGAGGAGCCUCAUAAGGGAUGACUUGAUAUAUAUAGUAUUAUUUAUUUUAAUUGUAAAGACCCAGUGUGAUUAGAGGUUAUAAUUGGAGCGAUCUCUGUGAUCUCAGGUCUCUCUUACGACAUGAUAAAGUCCCACAGACCUUAUCUUUCAGCUAUAAUUGACAUGCCCACAACUGUAUAUAUUUCUAAACUAAAAUAAAUAUGAAAAUCUCACAGCUAAUUAACAGUGACAUUUCCAUUAAAAAAUGAGGAGGAUAUAAUUUAGCUUUUUUUAAAGUCUAAUGCCUAGUUUACUGGGUUACUGUUCAGAUACACUGACUAUUAAUUCUUUUGUGAACAGCUGACAGCUACCACACUAGUGACAGCGUAAUUUGGAGUAAUACCUGGUGUAUAUAUAUAUAUAUAUAUAUGUAGCCUGUGAUAUUUUCCCAUUACCAUAACUAACCAUAUCAUCAGUUCGCUUAGCCUGUUUUAUUUACUAUUUUUGAUUUCUGAUCAAUGACAUAUCUUUUGUGAGCUUGUUUAUUAUAUAUAUAUAUUUUAAAAAAAUAAUAAUAAUUUAAAUGUGCAUUUAAAUCAUACGCCAUGAUACUGUUUAUUAUCAAAUGUUUGCAUAGGCUUGCUAUCACUGUUGUAGCAUUACAGGCCUGAUUGUACAUAUAUGAAAAAAAAAAAUGAAAACAAACAAAAAAAAAAGGAGGAGAGGGGGAGGCUGGGGAGAGUGACAAUAUUUCGGCAUCACAGAACUGUUAUUGUUAUUUUUAUUAUUGUUUUAUUUUUUUCCUCAAUUUUACCUUAUUUCCCCCCCCAAUUUUACUUUAAUGUAUUAUUUGCCACGUGUCUAUGAGGAGUAUUGCUUUCUCUUGUCAUUAGAUAAUUCUCUUGUUGCAUAAUAAUGGUAAAUGAGUGUUGUUAAUCAAUACUAUAUAUAUAUAUAUAUAUAUAUAUAUAUAUAUAUAUAUAUAUAUAUAUAUAUAUAUUGUAAUGAAAACACUUGGCCUAGCACGUCUCGAUGUAAAACUACUACAGAUAUUUUUACAUUUCAUAAUUUUCUUACUACAAAAAACUGAAAAAAAAAUAUUUACGGACAUGUAUUGCAUACUUUAAGCUUUUUUUUUUAUAUAUGCUUGUAACUAAAUAAAGAAUAAUAAAAAAAAAUAAUAAUUGUACUUUACACAAAAAAAAAAGAGAAAUCCCUUUUGCAGUUCACGAUUUCAUACCUAACUCCUGUGAAGAUUUUUUCCUAUUAAGGCUUAUUCGGGCAGCUUUUCUUCAUUCCAGGACCUGCUCCAUUCCUUUCUUCCAGUCCCUUCACACCUUCCAACAAAAUGGCGCCCGAACCGCCCUAGUCACACUUCUCCCGCGUGCCCUGUGUGGUUUCCCGCGCUUACGGACGUGCAACGUCACGGCGUACACCGAGCCGGAAGCGAGCCGGCCGCCAUCUUUGUACACCCCGGAAGAAGGAAGGCAUAGCCACGUGAGUCGUGCAGCAGUGUCAGGCUGUACACUGUAUCUCGCUUGUAAACAGGUUGCUGUGUCUCUAGGUGGACGGGAUUAG
Messenger RNA from Pelobates cultripes (western spadefoot toad), 18193 nucleotides. The record is from the annotation of a GenBank genome assembly. NCBI's taxonomy places the organism in Eukaryota, Metazoa, Chordata, Amphibia, Anura, Pelobatidae.